Castor canadensis (American beaver) is the source of this 2086-nucleotide messenger RNA. It is a transcript of the gene Chgb, whose product is annotated as chromogranin B. Gene Ontology annotation, cellular component: secretory granule. NCBI's taxonomy places the organism in Eukaryota, Metazoa, Chordata, Mammalia, Rodentia, Castoridae. The record is from RefSeq and is a predicted model, not a curated record.
CCAGCUCGCCUUCCUUCCGCACUCCGCCGCACCGGUCCAGCCGCAUCCUCCACCCGCGAGCGGGGCCAUGCAGCCCAUCGCGCUUCUCGGCCUCCUGGGAGCCGCGCUGCUGGCCGCUGUCAGUUCUGUGCCAGUGGAUAACAGAAACCACAAUGAAGAAAUGGUGACUCGCUGCAUCAUUGAGGUCCUCUCAAAUGCCCUGUCAAAGUCCAGCAUUCCACCUGUCACCCCUGAGUGCCGGCAAGUCCUCAAGAAUGAUGGAAAAGAGGUCAAAGAUGAAGAGAAAAAUGCAAAUGAAAACACAAAGUUUGAAGUAAGAUUGUUAAGAGACCCAGUUGAUGUCUCAGAAGCCCAUAGGCCCUACAGUAGGGAGGAAGCAGGACCUCCAGGGGAGGAGGACACUCAAGGCCAGACAAAAGAAGACACAGAGAAGCGGGCAGAGGGAGGACAUAGCCGAGAGGUGGUGGAUGAACCCCGGGGGAGCCUCUUUCCCUCUGACAGCCAAGUUUCUAAAGAAGUAGACACACACCAUUCUGAGAAAAAUGAAGGAGAGGACAGGGAGGAAGAAGAGGGAGAGAACUAUCAGAAAGGGGAGCUCAAGGAAGAUGCCAGUGAAGGGAAACACCUUGAAGAGCCAGGAGAAACACAGAACGCUUUUCUCAACAAAAGAAACCAGGCUACGGCUAGGAAAAAAGAGGAGUUAGUGACCAGAUCAGGUACAUACUCUGCUGGGCACUCUGAGGAGAAGACACACAGCAGGGAGAAGAGCAGCCAGGAGAGUGGAGAGGAAACAAGGAGCCAGGAGAAGCACCCUCAAGAGUCUAACAUCCAACCCCAGAGCCAGGAAGACUCUGAGGAAAGUGAGGAAGACGCUACCUCUCAGGCGACCAAACGACGCAUGAGGCCCAGACACCACCAUGGGAGGAGCAGGCCUGACAGGUCCUUCCAAGAAGGGAAUCCUCCCCCUGAGGAAAGGGGACAUGCCCUUGAGGAAUCUGAGGAGGACAAUGUGGGUUUAGGGGAAAAGAGGGUCCACCAUUCAAUUCACUACAGGGCUUCAGAGGAAGAACCCGAAUAUGAGGAAGAAGUGAGGAGUUAUCCAGGUGUCCAGGCUCCUGAGGACCUGGAGGAGGGACACUAUGGGGGAAGAGGAAGCGAGGAGUACAGGAAUCCAAGGCCUCACAGUAAGGAGAGCCAGGAGGAGAACAAGAGAAACUAUCCCAGUUCACAGCUUAAAAACGUGGUACACAGAUAUAAUGAAGAAAGUGAAGAAGAGCGGGGCCGUGACGGGGGAAAGGGACGCCAUUACAGAGUCAGAGGAGGGGAACCAAGUGCCUAUUCUACUCCUGACACCAGAGAAGAGAAAAGGUUUUUGGGCGAAGGAUACCACCAUAUUCAAGAAAGCCAGGUGGACAAGGCAAAAAGGCAUCCCCAAAAUGCAUGGCAAGAGCAAGGAACCAAUUACCUCAACUAUGGUGAGGAAGGAGCCCAAGGGAAAUGGCGGCAGCAGGAGGACAUGAGAGACCCUAAAGAAAACAGGGAGGAAGCCGGCCUUCAAGAUAAACAAUAUGCCUCUCAUCAUACCCCUGAAAAGAGGAAGAGAUUAGGGGUGCUGUUCAACCCAUACUUUGACCCUCUCCAAUGGAAGAGCAGCCGUUUUGAGAGAAAAGACAACAUGGAUGAUAAUUUUCUUCAGGGUGAAGAGGAAAAUGGGCUGACCUUGAAUGAAAAGAAUUUCUUCCCAGAGUACAAUUAUGACUGGUGGGAGAAAAAGCCCUUCUCGGAGGAUGUGAACUGGGGAUAUGAGAAGAGAAGCUUCGAAAAGGCCCCCAAACUGGACCUGAAAAGGCAGUAUGACAGAGUAGCUGAGCUGGACCAGCUCCUUCACUACAGGAAGAAGUCAGAUGAAUUUCCCGACUUCUAUGACUCCGAGGAACAGAUGGGUACAGGCCAUGAGGCAGAAAAUGAAAAGGAUGAGUCUGACCAGAGAGUUCUGACAGAGGAAGAGGAAAAAGAACUUGAAAACUUGGCCGCAAUGGAUUUGGAACUACAGAAAAUAGCCGAGAAAUUCAGCCAAAGGGGCUGA